Molecule: messenger RNA, 2334 nt
Organism: Micromonas pusilla CCMP1545
Lineage: Eukaryota; Viridiplantae; Chlorophyta; Mamiellophyceae; Mamiellales; Mamiellaceae
Exons: 2
Coding region: 1-2334 (777 amino acids)
Source: RefSeq, a predicted model, not a curated record
AUGCACGCGGAGUGGCGCGCGCUGCGCGUCGCGACGAGGGCGUGGAGCGCGCUCGCGACGGUGAACCGCGUGCCGAACCGCGAGGCGAUGAUGAAAUUGGAAACCGCCGCGGACGAGGCGUUUCGGUAUAACGCGUCGUUGCGGUUUUUGCUGCGGUGGGAGGACGCCGCCAAAACGAUGAAACGCGCGCGGCGGGACGCCGCGGCGGCGGACGCCGCGUACGUGAAAACGCUCAUGAGACGGGCGUUAGUGUCCGGGUGGCAAAAGGCCACGUGGGACGCGCGGAUUCGGCGCAUCAAGACGAUGCGCGCGGAGGCGCACCACGUGAACCGCGUCCUCCGCGCGACGUCGCACGCGUGGCGAAUGGCGGCGAUGGCGACGACGAAGCGUCGCCGCGUCGCCGCCGCGCUCCACGCGGCGCGUAUUAAAACGCGCAGCGGCGAGGCGUUACGCGCGUGGAAAGUCACCAGCGUCUCUCGCCGAGCGCACCGAACGUUGCUCCUCGCGCGCGCGGUGGACGCGAGGGAGAGAGCGACGCGACGCGCGUGCGCGGCGGCGUGGCGCGCGCGCGCGUCGAGGGAAGCGAAAAAACGCGCCGCGUUGGAGGUGCGUUACGACGGCGCGCGCGCGCAUCGCCUGAUGCGCCUCCACGCCGCGUGCUUCCGCGCGUGGAAACUCUACGCCGACUACGCGCUCGACGUGAAGUGUAAAGGACGGAUGCUGACGGAGAUGCGAUGCACGAAGAUUACGCGCGCGGCGUUCAACGGGUGGCGCGUUUACGCGGAAAGCGAAGUCGACGCGCGCGCGUCCGCGGCGGAGAUGGCGAACGUCGCGGCCGCGUCCGAGCACUGGAAGCGCGUCGCGUCGUCCAACUGCGCGCGCGCGUGGCGCGUUCAAACCGUGGCGGCUAAGCGCGCGAGGGAGGAAGCGGAGGCGCGGCGCGCGAGCGUCCUGCGCUGCGAGACGCGUCGCGCGUUCAAACUGUGGCGACUCAACGCCGCGGAGGCGGCGACGCGCCGCGCCGCGUCGGACGCCGCGGUCGCGCAUCACGCCGCGCGUCUCGUGUCCACGUGGCUGUCCACGUGGCGCGAUAACGUCCGCGAGGUCCGCGAGGUCCGCGAGCGCGAAGAGACCGCGGAGGCGCACCACGCCGUGGCGGUCGCGGCGCGCGCGUUUCGCGGGUUUGAAGACGCGGCGCGGAGAGGUCGACGGAGACGGAUCGCCGCGCGGUGGUGGCAGGAUACCCACGCGCGCCGCGCGCUGCGUCGCUGGCGCGCGCGGACGGUCGCGAAACUCCGAGCCGAGGUCGAGGCGCGCAUCGCGACGCGGCACGCGUACGGGAAGCGAUCGCGCGGGGCGUGGGGGACGUGGAAGGCGUUUCUUUGGGAUCGGCGUGAAAAACGGUUGCGCGCGGACAUCGCGCUCGACCACUUCAGCCUGUGCCGACGCACCGUCGCGUUCGCGGCGUGGCGCGGCGCGUACAUGGACGACGUGCGGAUGUUCCGCGAGCGGGCGACCGUGUACCGCAAAACGGUCGAAUCGAGAGCGUUACGCGUCGCGCUGUACGAGUGGAGCGACGCGGCGUACGCGCGCGCGGUGUUUCGAGAGAUGGAAAUCCGCGCCGACGCGCACCGCGGCGCCGUGCUCCUCGCGCGCGCUUUGGACGCGUGGCGUCUUUUCAUUCGCGGAAAGCGCGAAAACAGGACACGCGUCGCGCGCAGAGUCGCCGUCGUCGCGUCCGCGCUGGCGACGCUGAAGCGCGACCGCGCGUGGUGCGCGUGGGCGGAGUGGACGCGGUCGGCGGCGGUGAAGACGAUUCGAAAAGCGCGCGCCGCCGAGCACUUUCGUAUGGCGACGACCCUCAGAGCGCUCGCCGCGUGGUGGGACCGCGUCCUUCGCAGACGCGACAAGGACGACGCGAUGGUCGUCGCGAACGACGCGCGCGAUCGGCGGUACGCGUACGGCGCGCUCGAGGGCUGGGUGAGAUACGUCGUUACGCGACGACGCAAGACGCGUAAUAUGGGCGCGGCGACGCGGCAUCGUUCGAAAGUUUUGGCAACGAACGCCGUCGCGGGAUGGCGCGAGUGGAAGCGCGCGCGAGAGGCGAAGCGCCUUCGGUUCUCCGACGCGCUGUCGAUGCACUCCGCGGACCUCCUCCGCGAGGGCGCCGCCGCGUGGUUGACCGAGGGGUUGCGUCGGCAGGAGGCGCGGCGGGAGGCGGCGACGGCGGCGGCGGCGGAGAGGGAGGCGGCGGCGUUGAGGCGCGUUCGUUUUCCUCGCACGGACUGGUCCCCAUACGAUCGCGUCGGCGUUAUUGUGAAUGCCGUAUCUUGA